AUGACGACCGAGCGCAAGACACUGGCAUCAGAACUUAAGACCAUGGAUACUACUACUCCGUUAUGCACUAACAAGCCCGUGGAAAAUGAGGUUGCGGAUCAUCUCGAGACCUCACGGCCAACAAUCCCCGAUGAUGAUCCGUCCAGCAGCAUGUCACUUUCAAGUUUGAAGCAGGAGCUUGACGUUAUCCACAAAGAUACCAAAGUUCUAUUCGAGGACCAUAUGCAGUUUACAUCGAUCCCUUUCCCAGCUCGUGAUUUGGACAAAUUGAGGACUAAUGUGGACCUUUCAUGGUCAUUUGUCUUCAUCAUCGAAUAUCUACAGCACAAUCACUACGCAAGAGCGAAAAUGGAAAUCCAACGUGCCGUGAAUCUUGCUCACGCCGUGGACGAUAAACAUAGCAUUGCGAGAUGUAACUACUGGCUCGGUCGAAUCGCUCUCCAACGAGGAAGAUUUGGCAAGGCUUACUCAUAUUUUCACGACGCAAAGCCAGAUCUCAAUGGUCGAGUGUCAUCCGAAGCAGAGAAUGUGGAUUUCUAUCUGAUGCUUUGCACUCCAGGUAUGAGCACCGAGUAUAGGACUCAGCUCUUGCGCGAAUACAGCCAGUCUGUGACGAACAAGUAUAUCAAUGGCGAAGACGAAGUAUUUCCGAACAGCCCAUGGGCUCGUCGACACCAGAAUCCCCGAAAGCGCAAGCGAGAGCUACGCGAUAUCACAGUCGCUCUUUGUCCAGCCAAACUUUCUAGUUCAUGCCAUAGGCGCUCGCUAAACCUAAAAAUGACCCAACAUCCAUCCCCAGCACGCAAGGUAGUGUGGAUGAUACGGAACACUGACGACCUUGACACUAAUCGAAAACAAGAGCCAUAUGUAUCGAUUAAUAUCUCUACAGAUGAGACCACAGCUGCCGUCGAGGACAGAAAACCUCACACGCGUACGACAAAUAUGAAUUUCCCUAUACUUGAAGCAAGGCGGAGGAAAUUCACAUUUCGUUGUUACCCCAUAGGACUAUCGGGGCCAAGAACGCGUCAUAUUAAUAUCUUCUCUAGGCAGCCUGGAGAGCCGGCCUUGUCGAUUGAAGAGGGGCAGAGGCUAGAAGCUGCCAUGAAAAAACAAAAGAUAACAAUGAGAUAUCUUGAGCGCGAGAGUGAAUUCCUGUCCGAACGGGCCACUGUUGGCACCCUACAAGAUGCCGCUCUUCCUGAUGAGACUACCGACUCGGAUUCAAUGGGUUGGGGGACUGAGGUCGGGAUUAUUGUGGAGGUGCAGGAGGCUCAUCCUUUGCAAGUUGAUUGUCAUUCCGGCGUCCAAGCGCUUACUUUCUAG
Molecule: messenger RNA, 1323 nt
Organism: Penicillium manginii
Lineage: Eukaryota; Fungi; Ascomycota; Eurotiomycetes; Eurotiales; Aspergillaceae
Exons: 1
Coding region: 1-1323 (440 amino acids)
Molecular function (GO): protein binding
Source: RefSeq, a predicted model, not a curated record